GGCAUCAUGGAAUCCAAGAUAUCAGCCUGGUUAAUGAUAGUUUUAGUUAUCUACGUACUGUCGUUAAUAUCCUCAUCAACAGGUGAAUAUGUGUUCCCAGAAAACGACGAGGAUCGCCUAUACAAGGCUAUGAUGAAGAGUUAUCUGAAAACAUCACGUCCUGUCUUGUUGAGCAAUUCGAGCGGUUUUAAUGUAGAUAUAAGCAUCACGAACUUGAGGGUAGAAACACUGGAAACCGCUACAGACACCAUGACAGUUUCGUUUUUUCAUGCUAUGUUUUGGCAUGAUGAAAGAUUAAAGUGGAAUCCAUCGGACUUUGGGAACCUGGAGAAAAUCAGUAUUCCUGCAAACUCAAUAUGGAUUCCCGAAUCGGAGGUUUACAAUGUGUCACCGUUCCACCCUAGUAAAACCAUGACCGCCAAUGCUAUUGUCAGCUCUACUGGAAAUGUGGUGUAUAUCCCGUCACAGACGAUUUCAUUCUAUUGUCCUCUUGACCUGUCUAAGUUCCCUUACGACACGCAAACGUGUCGUCUCAAGAUGGGACCUUGGACAUAUAGCAGCGACGAACAAAACCUGACGUAUCAAGGUAAAACCGAGAAACAAGAUAUAAUGGAGACCUUAGGUGACAUGGAGCGAUUCUCUCACCCUCAAUGGACGCUGGAUGCUAUGACGGCUCAAAUACAACACGUGAAGUACACGUGUUGCCCGGAGCAAUACGUAAACCUUUUGCUAGAAAUCACCGUUUCUAGAAUACCGUCGUAUUACAGACUCGCACUGGUGGGACCUUCUGUAUUCCUUGCCAUCCUUAUUCCUGUGGUCUUUUUGCUUCCUCCUGAUCAGACAAGCAGAACAAAUUACGGAAUGAUUCUGCUGAUGACGAUGACUGUAUUGAUGAUGGUCUUCCAGGAGGCUGUCCCCUUCGAUCACGCUACAGUCCCGGUCCUUGUCGUGUAUUACUUCGCAAUUUUCGUACUACAAUUCUUCAGUAUUCUAUGUACCACAUUUAUUGGAAAUCUGCGCCACAAUGGAAUGAGAAGAAAACCGUUACCUGCCUGGCUUGGAUCUCUUUGUAUCAACAGUCGAUGUGUUCGGAGAUGUCUUUGUCUGGACAGCAAUUUCCAAGGAUUCCAGGGAGUCGAUACGCCAAUGAAUAUCCGUUUGUUGGAGGAAAACCAGGACAUGGCACAUGACAGUGGCCUAGACAAUGUCGACAUCUCGGUGUCGGAUGAACACUUCCGGGAUGUAUCAAACAACACAAAAAUUAUGGCGGGAAAGGUUAUUCGAGAAAGCGCUUAUGAGAAGCUGGCACGUGAUUGGCAGGAAGUUGGUCGUUGCCUUGACAGAAUUUUCUUCGUGCUGUUUGUGUUUCUGAUUGUCAUCGUGGCCUUAAGUACAGUCCUGAAAUAGAUAGUGAUUUGUUUAUGUUAUGGGUCAGUGAUACCCUUGGUCAUGGAUCAAUGAUUUCCUUU
Molecule: messenger RNA, 1469 nt
Organism: Ylistrum balloti
Lineage: Eukaryota; Metazoa; Mollusca; Bivalvia; Pectinida; Pectinidae
Product: neuronal acetylcholine receptor subunit beta-3-like
Exons: 8
Coding region: 7-1407 (466 amino acids)
Biological process (GO): chemical synaptic transmission; nervous system process; regulation of membrane potential
Cellular component (GO): membrane; neuron projection; synapse
Molecular function (GO): neurotransmitter receptor activity; transmembrane signaling receptor activity; extracellular ligand-gated monoatomic ion channel activity
Source: RefSeq, a predicted model, not a curated record